This is a messenger RNA of Cladocopium goreaui, 1950 nucleotides long. Lineage: Eukaryota; Dinophyceae; Suessiales; Symbiodiniaceae. The record is from the annotation of a GenBank genome assembly.
AUGCCACCGAAAGGGAUGAGCUGGGCGGAUCUGGUGAGAAAAAACGGAUCCAGCAAGGGCAACGGUGGAGCCAAAGGUGAUGCAAAAGGCAGAUCCACAGAAAGUCUGCCUUCAAGUCCCGAAAUGGGACCAGACAAAACAACGGCCCCGAGUGCAAGCAACGAUCUCCAGUUUUCACGUGGGACUGUUGGCUCAAGCGGUGCUGGUAGUUCUGAAACAGCAAUGCACAGGCCAGAGACCGAGCGUGCAGAUGAAUCCAAGGGACCUGCACACUGGAAAGAACCUGGUCACAGAAAAGGAAACAAAGGCUGGGCAAAAGGAUCAAAAGGGAAGCAGCCCACAAAUCCUCGCGAAGUCCGGGUGCCCAAGACCUCAGGAAAAGGAAGCCCCCCUUCUAGUCCAGAGCCACAAGAAAGGGAGGAAGCCUGCGCACAAGAACCCGAGCCUGCGAAUGCCCACCAAAGUGCUGGAGCGGAGGAGUCGCAGCCUUCCAGCAAGGCUUCAACUCCGAGGGAGGAGUCGGCGCAUCCCAGUGGUUCCUGCAGUGCGAGGAGCUCAGAACUCCUGGAGAAGCAAGAGCCGGAGCCCGCAGAGCCAGAAGAGCCCACAGAGCGCGCAGAGCCAGCAGCGCCAGCAGAGCCGGCAGAGCGUGCAGAAGCAGCAGGGGAAUCGAAAACAAAGACAGUCCUGACGGGCUGGGCGAAAUUAUUUGGAGGACCCAGUGCAGCAGACCCGGCUCCCAGAAAGGGAAGCAAGGGCUCUUCAAAAGGAUCAAAAGGCAAGCAGCCCACAAAUCCUCGCGAAGUCCAGGUGCCCAAGACCUCAGGAAAAGGAAGCCCCCCUUCUAGUCCAGAGCCAGAAGCAAGGGAGGAAGCCUGCGCACAAGAACCUGAGCCUGCGAAUGCCCACCAAAGUGCUGGAGCGGAGGAGUCGCAGCCUUCCAGCAAGGCUUCAACUCCGAGGGAGGAGUCGGCGCAUCCCAGUGGUUCCUGCAGCGCGAGGAGCUCAGAACUCCUGGAGAAGCAAGAGCCGGAGCCCGCAGAGCCAGAAGAGCCCACAGAGCGCGCAGAGCCAGCAGCGCCAGCAGAGCCGGCAGAGCGUGCAGAAGCAGCAGGGGAAUCGAAAACAAAGACAGUCCUGACGGGCUGGGCGAAAUUAUUUGGAGGACCCAGUGCAGCAGACCCGGCUCCCAGAAAGGGAAAGAAGGGCUCUUCAAAAGGAUCAAAAGGCAAGCAGCCCACAAAUCCUCGCGAAGUCCAGGUGCCCAAGACCUCAGGAAAAGGAAGCCCCCCUUCUAGUCCAGAGCCACAAGAAAGGGAGGAAGCCUGCGCACAAGAACCCGAGCCUGCGAAUGCCCACCAAAGUGCUGGAGCGGAGGAGUCGCAGCCUUCCAGCAAGGCUUCAACUCCGAGGGAGGAGUCGGCGCAUCCCAGUGGUUCCUGCAGUGCGAGGAGCUCAGAACUGGAGAAGCAAGAGCUGGAGCCCGCAGAGCCAGUUGAGCCAGCAGAGCGAACCGGCCAAGAAGCCCGGGUGAAGGGGGCAGGAAAAGGAGGGCUUCCUUCAACUUUGGAGCCAGCGCCAAAGAUCACGGAGGCAGCCAGUGCUUUGGCGGGGAAGCAGGAAACAUUGGAGUCCCAGCCUUCCAGCAAGGCUGCGACUCAAAGGGACGAUUCACCGCAUGUCAGCGCUGAGUCCAGCAGUGCGAGUAGUUCUGGACCGCCAGAGCCAGCGAAGGAGGAAGGACCUCGAGACCAAGCGGUGAACGGACCUGCAAUCUCAUUUGAGGAUGGAACUGAAGAUGGAGAGGGAUCCGAGGAUUUGUCCAACAAGCUAGAGUUGGACACAUUUGACUAUAGAACAUUCUACCUGAAUGAUCUUCGAAAUCGAGAUUCGGACACAGAGCCAACAAUUUACGGUUCUGAUUCGGAAUCCUCUGAUGAGGGUUUCUAA